AUGAGUACCGUCCAAAACAAGGUAUUUUAGAUAGAAAGCAUUUAGGAGGAGUAAAAUGAAAUCGAUUCAAUAAAUAAUUCUUCUCGCAGAUUUUAAAAUCAUGGGCCUGUGUUUCACAAUAGUGAUUAAUAAUAGGCUAACUUUUCAAAUUAUGAAUAGCAUCUUAGGUAACAACAGAUUAAUCAAAGUUACUAAUAGAAGCCAUAGUAGUAAUAGUAGUAGAAUUUAAAGUAUACAUUUAAUAACAACACUAAUGGCAAUCAACUUACACCGAUUUAGAUGUAUUUGAAGGAAAAAAUAGCUUAUUAGAAUCAGCCCUAUCAUGCAAAUAGCGGAUCGUUAAUUAUUCACAAUGAGAAACUGGAUACAUCAAGCUAGCUCACAAGCACAAUUGAUAAAAACUUAGAACAGCACUAUUAGCAAAACUAAUCUCAAAAUAUGAUGCCAAAUGAGGGUUAUGAAUACUAAGCUUCUAAUUCUAUCAUUCCUUAAAGGUUGUUUCAUAAUAGUGUGUAAGCUCAAAACAAUAGCUAAAGCCUUGAAUAAAAAAAUAAUUUCAUAUAAUCAAAAUAGCAAUUUCAACAACUCAAUCCUUAAAUUCAAUAAAUUGAGCUUGAAAAAUAACAAUAUAAUCAGCAGUUAUAAUAUUUAGAUAUGCUACAAUAGUAGUUGCAUUAGCAUUAGUUAACAUCAAAUGGAGAAUAUAGAGGAGUAGAGGACGAUGUUAAAUUAUUUAUAGAACAACUCUCUGCCUCUUAGAUUUUGCAGUAGCAGCAACUGUUAAAUUAAUAGCAAUAACAAUUGUAAUAGAAUAAUUUUGAGUAGCUUAUGGAUCCUUAAUAAUAGCUUUAAAAUGAUUUGUAUCACUAAUAGUAAUAGAUAAAUAAUAGUAAAAUAUAUAACUCUAUGAGAUAAUCAAACUCUUCUUCAGCUACUUAAAGUAAUAAAAAUUACUUUACUGUCAAUCCCAUACACGAACAGGUCAAAAAAUUUUAAGAAAAAUUAAACAGCAAAAACUCUAAAAUUUAGCAGUAGAGUUCAUCAUAGAAGAAAAGUCAAGAUCAUACUUAAAAGCAAAACAAUUCAGAAAUAAAAUAGAGUGAAGUAGAUUAUUAAACACAAUAGAAUGAGAACUUUGAAGGAUAAAAUAAUCAAAAUCAGCAAAAUGCAUAAAACUAGUUACUUGUUUUAUAACAGCAAACACCUAAGCAUAUUUAUUUAAAUUUAGAUUCUCUUAACUCUAAUCGCAAAAAAGGUAGUAAAAACUCUUCUAUAAGUUAAUCAGCUAGCAAUUAAAAGAAAAUAGCGACACCUUUGAAGUAAACAAAAAAAAAUUAAUAAGUAAGUAAUAAAAAAUCAUCACAGCAACAACAAGCUUCUUUAAGUUAGAAUAUUUAAGGAAGUCAAAAAAGUAGUAGUAAUAGGAAUAGCGAUUAUAAUACGCUAAAUCCUCCUCCUCCUAGUAAAGUCUCAUCUACAGCUACUCCCUUGAACGAAUAAUAGGAUAAUUAUAAUAAUGAUGAAAUUAAAGAAGAAUUCCUUAAUUAGUAACAAAUAAAAAUAUUAAAUAGCUCUAACGAGAAAAAGAAGGUUGUAAAUUCGAUUUUUGACUCUAAAAAAAGUUAUUUGGAUGUCCGUUCUUCGAAAAAUAAAGAAACUGCCAAAUAAUAAGUUUAAUAAUAGCAAAUAAAAUAAUAUUUAGAAUAAAAUAAACAGAAUUAUUCUUAAAAUAUUUAUCAAAAUAUUGAUAACUUGAAAUAAGUCAAUGAUAUUUAUGGGCUAAAUUAAAAUCAGAAUUCAGCAGCUGUUGAUAAUCAAAUCAAUGCUUAAAAACUUUUUGAACAAAGACAACAUUAAGAAUAACUUUAACAAAAUAUCUAGAAUCACAUUCAAAUCCAGAAUUAAGUUUCUUAAAAAAAUAACUUAUCAAAUAGAAAACCUUCUCAAACUAUGAAAGCAAGUAAAUCUUUACCAUAGUUUAUUUCAUAGGAAUCUCUUAUGAAUUCUGCUAAAGAAAGAUAAAAUUUAGAAUUCAUAUAAAAAGCAGAUAAAACAAUUGAGAUUAGAAGUAAAGAUAACAGUUUUGCUUAAAGUUCCUCACACUUCUAGUCUAAGAUUGCCUCUCCUCAUUCGGUAUCUACUCUCUUAAAUAAGCAUAACUAAAGCACAAUUUCAUAAUUUGGUUAAACAAACUACUUUGGAAUUAUGACUUCCCCUAAAACAAAGCUAGGUGAGUCGAAAUUUUACAACAAAUAAUCAAUUUUAGAAAGAAAUGAUUUCUGGUUAAAACAUACUGACACUCAUAAAUAGUUACUCAAUUUGCAUUAUAUAAGUGAAGAAAUGAAAGAAUGCUCAUUUUCUCCCACUUUUUUCACAAAUAAUAUGAAUAGAAAAUGUGCAGUUAAGCAUUAAAAUUAGUCUGCUAGAGUAUAAUAAUCUCUCAAUCCAACAUUCCAUAAAUAAGCUGCUUAAAUGAAGUCUUCUUAUUCCAGAUUGCAUAAUUUUAAAAAAGAAAUGGGUUUCAUUGACGAGAUACAAAAGUAGCAGAAUCAGUAAGAAAAUAUUGAUAUAAAAAAUAAUUGA
Molecule: messenger RNA, 2583 nt
Organism: Tetrahymena thermophila SB210
Lineage: Eukaryota; Ciliophora; Oligohymenophorea; Hymenostomatida; Tetrahymenidae
Exons: 3
Source: RefSeq, a predicted model, not a curated record